AUGGCUAGUACCGAUUCCUCCAUCCAAUCCGUCUACGACGGCGCCGACCUCGGCGAGGUCCUCACCACGGCCAACCAAAUCAUCCCCGGCGAUUUCGCAAGCUACGCCAGCUCCUUCUCCAGUCUCGCGUACAGUGUUCUCGACCGCGCAAAGAGCAUCGCAAAGGCAAAGUUCCCUGUCUCCGCACGUAGCGCCUUCUUCGCGGCGGCGACGUACUUUCGCAGCGCGGACUUUUACCUCCAUGAGGACGCGUCCGAUUCCCGCAUCUACGAGCUUUGGGGAAACCAGACUGCCGCAUUCGACGAGGGCCUCGCGCUGUUGACGGUGCCAAAUCAGCGCGUGACGAUUGAAACGGCUGGCUUUGAUAUCCCUGGUAUUUGGUUCACGCCCGACGACGAGGAGAAGCAGCGCCCGACAAUCAUCAUGGUGAUCACGCUCAUCGUGGACUGGCUCCUCGAGAAACCCAAAGUCGUCGAUCCGGACUCUAUCGGUCUCCUCGGAUUCUCAUUCGGAGGCUACCUCGUACCCCGAUCCGCAGCUUUUGAACACCGCCUAGCCGCCAUCUUCGCCGUCGACGGAGUCUGGGACUGGCCGGUCGUCGUAAACGCCGCUUUGGGCACUGAAUUCACGGCCAUCCACGACUUGGGGGAUAAAGAGGCCUUUGACGAGUAUACGAAGCGGUUCCUCCAGCCUAGCGUUCCUACUCCGCUGCGAUGGGGUCUCGGACACGGCAUGUGGGCGUUCAACACGGAGUCCGCGUACGGCUUUGUGACGUUGUCUCUGGAUUAUCGCAUGGAACCCGUGGUGGACAAGGUCCGGACACCCGUUUUUAUUGGCGAUGCGCAGAAUGAUCUGUUCUUCAAGGGUCAGGCGGCUGUUCUCGCGGAGGCGUUGGGUGACUGGGCGUACUUGCAUCACUUCACGGAAGAGAAUGGGAUCGGCGAGCAUUGUGGUAUUGGGGCCUUCAAACAGCACAACCAGGUGAUUUUCGAUUGGUUCCAAGAUCUCUUGGACUUGAAGAAUAUCCAAUAG
This is a messenger RNA of Colletotrichum orchidophilum, 1032 nucleotides long. RefSeq lists its product as uncharacterized. The record is from RefSeq and is a predicted model, not a curated record. The transcript is spliced from 3 exons. NCBI's taxonomy places the organism in Eukaryota, Fungi, Ascomycota, Sordariomycetes, Glomerellales, Glomerellaceae. The coding region runs from base 1 to 1032 and encodes 343 amino acids.